GUGAACACACUCAGGGAUUUUUGGUGACCUGAAGAUUCCUACAAACACAUAGAGCCCAGCUAUCUUAAUCUUGCAUGCUGAGCAGCCCUCUUGUAUUCUUACACAGACGAGAAAAGGAGAUAUAUUUUGUGCACACGUAUCCAUUUUCUCCCUCCUUGACCACCGAUCAAUCCAUAAUUCCCUUCCUUUUCCCAUAGAGAAUCAUCACUUUCAAGAACGGGAGAAAAUGGAAUUCUGUCAGGACUCAUGCACUGGCAAUGGUUCCCUGGGAUUUAACCCCAAGGACCCCUUGAACUGGGGCAUGGUGGCAGAAUCACUAAAAGGAAGCCACCUAGAUGAGGUGAAGCGCAUGAUCGAUGAGUACAGGAAGCCUGUGGUCAAGCUGGGAGGUGAGUCCCUGACCAUAGGCCAAGUAACAGCGAUUGCUAGCCGUGACGUUGGUGUCAAGGUAGAGCUGUCAGAGGAGGCUCGAGUUGGUGUCAAGGCUAGCAGCGACUGGGUUAUGGACAGCAUGAACAAGGGCACGGACAGUUAUGGUGUCACCACUGGUUUCGGCGCCACCUCACAUAGAAGAACCAAGCAAGGCGGAGAGCUUCAGAAGGAGCUUAUCAGGUUCUUGAAUGCUGGCAUCUUCGGCAAUGGCACGGAGUCGACUCAUACAUUGCCUCACUCAGCAUCUAGGGCAGCUAUGUUGGUCAGAAUUAACACCCUUCUUCAAGGUUACUCGGGCAUAAGAUUUGAGAUCCUGGAAGCCAUCACUAAGUUGCUCAACCAUAACAUCACCCCAUGUUUGCCACUCAGAGGAACAAUCACUGCCUCUGGUGACCUUGUCCCAUUAUCCUACAUUGCUGGGCUCUUGACAGGCAGGCCCAAUUCAAAGGCCGUGGGACCCAAUGGAGAAACCCUGGCCGCUGCUGAAGCCUUUACACUAGCUGGGAUUAAUGGUGGAUUUUUUGAGUUGCAACCAAAGGAGGGUCUAGCACUUGUAAAUGGUACUGCUGUUGGUUCUGGUCUUGCUUCAAUGGUGCUUUUUGAGGCUAAUGUGCUGGCAAUCCUAUCAGAAGUUUUGUCAGCAAUUUUCGCCGAAGUUAUGCAAGGAAAACCAGAGUUUACUGAUCACUUGACACAUAAAUUGAAGCAUCAUCCUGGCCAAAUUGAAGCUGCAGCCAUCAUGGAACAUAUUUUAGAUGGUAGCUCUUACGUUAAAGCAGCUCAAAAGUUACAUGAGAUUGAUCCUCUACAGAAGCCUAAACAAGACCGAUAUGCUCUCCGAACAUCUCCACAGUGGCUAGGUCCUCUAAUUGAAGUGAUUAGAACUUCAACGAAAAUGAUCGAACGAGAAAUCAACUCUGUCAAUGACAAUCCAUUGAUUGAUGUUUCAAGGAACAAGGCUCUACAUGGAGGGAAUUUCCAGGGGACUCCUAUUGGUGUUUCCAUGGACAACACUCGUUUGGCAAUUGCUUCAAUUGGCAAACUCAUGUUUGCACAAUUCUCUGAACUUGUUAAUGACUAUUACAACAAUGGGUUGCCUUCAAACCUUACCGGUGGUCGCAAUCCAAGCUUGGAUUACGGGUUCAAAGGUGCUGAAAUUGCAAUGGCAUCUUACUGCUCAGAGCUCCAAUUCCUUGCUAACCCUGUCACCAAUCAUGUCCAGAGUGCUGAGCAACACAACCAAGACGUCAACUCUUUAGGCUUGAUUUCUGCAAGAAAAACAGCUGAAGCUGUUGAAAUAUUGAAGCUCAUGUCUACCACCUGGUUGGUUGCUCUAUGCCAAGCCAUAGACUUGAGGCACAUAGAGGAGAACCUGAAGAACACAGUCAAGAACACUGUCAGCCAAGUUGCUAAGAGAGUCCUGACAAUGGGCUUCAACGGCGAGCUUCACCCCUCAAGAUUCUGUGAGAAAGACUUGCUCAAGGUUGUCGACAGAGAACAUGUCUUUACCUACAUCGAUGACCCUUGCAGUGCAACCUACCCAUUAAUGCAGAAACUAAGGCAAGUUCUAGUUGAUCACGCCCUGAUGAAUGGUGAGAAGGAACAGAAUUCAAGCACUUCAAUUUUCCAAAAGAUUGGAGCCUUUGAGGAAGAACUGAAGACCCUUUUGCCCAAAGAAGUAGAGAGUGCUAGACUUGAACUUGAGAACGGCAACCCAACUAUUCCAAACAGGAUCACGGAAUGCAGGUCAUACCCCUUGUACAAGUUUGUGAGGGAAGAAUUGGGAGCCAUUUUGCUCACCGGUGAGAAGGUCGGAUCGCCUGGGGAGGAGUUUGACAAGGUAUUCACAGCUAUCUGUGCAGGGAAGUUAAUUGAUCCCAUGCUGGAAUGCUUGAAGGAAUGGAAUGGCGCUCCUCUUCCUCUUUGCUAAGCUAUGGAUGUCCUGUGAUGAUCUUUUUUUCUUUUUUUCUUGCCAAGGUUACUUGCAUGUUAAUUUGUAAGUAACAAGCACAAAUGCAAGCCUACGUUGUUUAGUUACUUUUAAUCAUUAAAGAAUCUUUCUUUGUAA
This is a messenger RNA of Populus nigra (black poplar), 2500 nucleotides long. RefSeq names its product phenylalanine ammonia-lyase G4. The coding region runs from base 227 to 2362 and encodes 711 amino acids. Gene Ontology annotation, biological process: L-phenylalanine catabolic process. Gene Ontology annotation, cellular component: cytoplasm. Gene Ontology annotation, molecular function: phenylalanine ammonia-lyase activity. The transcript is spliced from 2 exons. NCBI's taxonomy places the organism in Eukaryota, Viridiplantae, Streptophyta, Magnoliopsida, Malpighiales, Salicaceae. The record is from RefSeq and is a predicted model, not a curated record.